Messenger RNA from Sphenostylis stenocarpa, 1080 nucleotides. The record is from the annotation of a GenBank genome assembly. Lineage: Eukaryota; Viridiplantae; Streptophyta; Magnoliopsida; Fabales; Fabaceae.
AUGGUGAAUGGUGGUCAAUUGAUUCAGUUUUGUGUAAGAUUUAAGGAACAGGAGCUGCUAGAUGCCAUUAAGCAACAUGUAGCAUUCCAUAAAAGUAAGAGCUCUGGUUCCUUCUUAUCAGGAAAGAAAUACUGUAGAUCUGGGUUAGCAAUGACUCCUGGAAGCAGUGUUUUCAAGGAAGUUCUUGAAUCUCAUCUGAUGUCUUCAGAUUAUGAAACAGGCAAGGCUAAAUCUGAGGCCAAGAGUAAUAGUACAUCUACAAAAUCUGGUGUUGGGUUGAAUGGAAAGAACGGAGUUAGUUCAAAUAAUGGGGUGUACGAAUUACUUGGAUGCUCUGUUUGCAAGAACUUAAUGUAUCCCCCGAUUCACCAGUGUCCAAAUGGCCAUACAUUAUGUUACCACUGUAAAGUUGAAGUCCAUAAUAUCUGCCCAACCUGUCAUCAUGAUCUUGGAAAUAUAAGGUGUUUGGCUUUGGAGAAAGUGGCAGAAUCAUUGGAGCUUCCUUGCAGAUAUCAGAGUCUAGGAUGUCAUGAUAUAUUCCCUUACUAUACCAAGCUCAAGCACGAGCAAAACUGUGGAUUUCGUCCAUACAAUUGCCCUUAUGCUGGAUCUGAGUGCUCAGUGAUGGGUGACAUUCCGACUCUUGUUGCCCAUCUCAAGGAUGAUCACAAGGUUGACAUGCAUGAUGGAUGCACCUUCAAUCACCGAUAUGUAAAAGCAAAUCCUCAUGAAGUUGAAAACGCCACAUGGAUGCUAACUGUUUUUAAUAGUUUUGGAAGGCAUUUCUGCUUGCACUUUGAGGCAUUCCAGCUUGGGUCAGCUCCAGUGUAUAUGGCUUUUUUGCGAUUUAUGGGUGAUGACUAUGAAGCAAAGAAAUUCAGCUACAGCUUAGAAGUUGGUGCAAAUGGGCGCAAACUGAUAUGGCAAGGGAUUCCAAGGAGCAUUCGGGAUAGUCAUAGAAAAGUUCGAGAUAGUCAAGAUGGACUUAUAAUUCAGAGGAACCUAGCCCUUUAUUUUUCUGGUGGAGAGAGACAGGAGUUGAAGUUGAGAAUCACUGGUCGUAUAUGGAGAGAAGAUUGA